AUGGCACCGCCAACGUCGACCAAGAAGACUCGGGCAAAGCAUGCCUGCCGCGAGUGCAACAGUCGCCGCGUCAAAUGCAAUGUAACCGAGAUGCAACCCUGCUCCAACUGCUCGGCGUCGGGCGUCCAAUGCGAGAUUCUCCCGUCCCGGCGAGGAAGGUAUCCGCGUCGCUCUCGCCGGCUUCAGCCACUGGCCGCAACAGAGGCACACGCGUCGCCCAGUCCUCUUGUCGCCGGCGAGGCAGCUGUGCACGCGCUGCGCUCUUCGCUCGCGCCCGAGGAUGGCGACCGUCGCGGCAGCACAGUUCCGGGUGGGCACUCGGGAGGCCGACCCUCGCCACAGCGCAUCGCUCCGGCUCCGGCCCCGACCAUGACCCCGACCCCGGCUCCGCCGCCACCGCCACCGGGGCUGCCCGACCAGGCAGAGACGCCGUCGUCCGCCUCCGCGACAGGCACGCUCUUCUUUGGCGAAUCCAACUUUCUGACACUGGUGCCUGGAGACGAUCCCGAAGCCGGAGCCGCCGGCGGGCCCGGAGCCGCCUCGUCGGGCCAGAAGCCGCGCCUCACGUUCCCCAUCCCCGGCAGCCCCCGUUCGCAGUCGCAGGCACAGACCGAGGGCGCCGGCAUCAGCGCCGGCACCAUGCGCUACCUCCGCGACGAGGGCGCCCUCACCCUGCCGGACCUGCAGACGUGCCUCCCGGCGCUCCAGGCCUACUUUACCUGGUUUCACCCGUCCUUCCCCAUCCUGGACCGUGCCGAGAUCACGCGCCGGCUUGCCGCCAUGGAUAUUUCGCGCUUCCUACUGCAGGCCAUGCUCUUCAUCGGCGCCACCUACUGCGACGAUGAAACCGUCGUCGCCAUGGGCUUCCAGGACCGCUCCGAGGCUAAGCGCUUGCUCUACACCCGGGCCAGGCUUCUCUUCCACGCCGACUGGGAAAAGGACGAGAUGAUCCUCAUCCAGUCCAUUUUCCUCAUGAGCUUCUGGCGCGGCGGCCCUGCCGAUGUGCGAGAUGUCAGGUACUGGCUCGGCGUUGUCAUUACCCUUGCCGAAUCGUACGGCCUGCACAGAUCGCCGAAAUCGUCCGCGUCCAAGAAUAUUCACAUGACGCGCAUGCGGCGCAGAAUAUGGUGGUCCAUCUAUGUAAGAGAGCGACAAGUGGCUGCGGCGAUGGGAUUGCCUAGCCGCAUCAGAGACGAAGACUGCGAUAUUGAGCCUCUGAGCGCCAAUGACCUUGAGUCGGAAGUCUACUGCUCCAACAUUCUGUUGUUCGGGUCGUGUCAGCCUGAACACAUAACCUAUGCCAUCAAGAUGGUUGAGAUUGCGAGGCUAUUGGGCCGUAUCAUCGAUCUUCACUUUUCUCCUGGCCAGCCGGCAUCAACCCCUGCGGAUGUCCAAGGCCUUGACAAGUCCCUUGAGGCUUGGAAGAACAGCCUCCCCGACACCAUGAAGAACAGCUUCCUCCGGCACGAGGAGGGUAACAAGUGCAAUCAAGUAGUCACCAAUGCCGCUUGCCGGAUCAGCAGGAUUGCUGAGGACAUGUCGACUCAUGGUACGCUACGCUACGGACAAAUGCACUUGAUCACCAGUCUCUUUGCCGCGCUGUGCAUCCAUGCCAUUAGCAUCCGCCGGGGCUCUGGAGUUUCCAGGAGAAUCGCCGAGCAUCGGGCGCAGAUGAGCCUGCUGUGUCUCAAGGAGAUACAAAAAUACUGGCGCAUCAACAAUAAUGUCCUUGAUCUCUUCCUCCAAUACCUUGAUCGCUCCAUCGCAGAUCGUCUGCAUGCCGCCCAGGCCGAGGGCUCGGCCAACGAGCUGGGUGGCGGGACCAAGAGAUCAGCCACGACGCCGGGCUCAGUCAACGCAAGCCCAGUCCUGCCGCAUCGGGGCGAUUCCCGGGCGUCUCCGGCACUGGAACAGACACGGACUCAAGAUGAGCUAUUUGAGGAUCAGUACUUCAGCCUCGUCAACAGCCACUGGGAAGGGGAUGAUGCCUUGGGAGACUUGAGCUUGUUUCUUCAGGCCGAAGAUUUCAUUCCUCUCCACUCAAAGACCUGA
This is a messenger RNA of Hirsutella rhossiliensis, 2052 nucleotides long. Its product is annotated as fungal specific transcription factor domain-containing protein. The transcript is spliced from 7 exons. Gene Ontology annotation, biological process: regulation of DNA-templated transcription; DNA-templated transcription. Bases 1 to 2052 code for a protein of 683 amino acids. NCBI's taxonomy places the organism in Eukaryota, Fungi, Ascomycota, Sordariomycetes, Hypocreales, Ophiocordycipitaceae. The record is from RefSeq and is a predicted model, not a curated record. Gene Ontology annotation, molecular function: DNA binding; zinc ion binding; DNA-binding transcription factor activity, RNA polymerase II-specific.